This is a messenger RNA of Pochonia chlamydosporia 170, 1695 nucleotides long. RefSeq names its product C-8 acyltransferase. Bases 1 to 1695 code for a protein of 564 amino acids. The record is from RefSeq and is a predicted model, not a curated record. Lineage: Eukaryota; Fungi; Ascomycota; Sordariomycetes; Hypocreales; Clavicipitaceae. The transcript has a single exon. Gene Ontology annotation, biological process: secondary metabolite biosynthetic process. Gene Ontology annotation, molecular function: acyltransferase activity, transferring groups other than amino-acyl groups.
AUGGUCUUGGUCUCAGAUUCGGAUUCGGAUUCGGACAAGCUCCGUCUCCUUAGCACCUGGAACCAGGUUGCCAUGCGAGCCUAUGUUCGGCAAGUGUUUUGCCUGAAGCUCAAUGACAAGCUGGACGACUUUGAUGAGCUGUGCACUCGCAUCCAAGGUGCCCUCAGCCUUGCAUGUCGACGAUUCCCCCACUUUGCUGGCAAGAUCUGUCUUGGGCCGGAAAAGGGUAAGGUGUACCUGUCUACGACGCCAAAUGAUGUAGUCUCUUUCAAGUUUUUUGACAAUCGACGGGACAUUGACCCCUUACCCUUUGGCUGGAGUUACCCGGAGCUGGCGGCCCAGGGUUUCCCCUGCAAGGCCUUUGUUGGGCCCUGGUUUGGUCUGUCGUAUGACUUGACACCGGACGGGCCUGGAGCGCCCGUUACUGAGGUUCAUGCACGCGUUAUCCGAGGCGGUGGUCUCUUGCUGUGCGUCUUUAUUCAUCAUUCCAUCUCGGAUGGCAUUGGCAUGUGCAAUUUUGUGUCGAACUUUGCGGCUCACACGUUUCAGCACGCGUCGGCUGCGGUUGUCCAUGGCCUUGUCAAUGGCGGUGCCGUCAAUGGCGAUGCUGUCAAGGUCGACCUUGGAUAUCCCACCAACAUAGACGUCGACAUCCCCGAGGACAAGACGGCCGCUCUUGUCAAGAAGCUGUCCUUUGAGGGACUCGUCAAGAAAUGCCCCGAAUACACCAUACUGCCAGAACCAACAGGACCGACUGCGCCUUGCAACCGCCAAGCCUGGCCGACUGCUCUUGGCGAUGUUCCCAAGACGGGACGCAUCUUUAAAUUCAACCAGGACAAGAUUGGAAUGCUCAAGUCCCUGGCACAAAAAUGGGCCAAGGGCAACGUUAUUUUUGCCAACGGCGUCUGUCCAUCGACCUUUGCCUGUCUAGCGGCCGUUACGUGGUCAUUCUGCACUGUUGCACGACUGGAAUCUCAUCAGCCACAAAAGUCCACGACGGCAAAUAACAACCACUCCAAUAUUACCAACGGCACAGACAAGGGCAAGGGUCUUCAUGUGCGAAGCUCGACCGCCAUGGCGCACCUACUGGUUCCGGCGUCGUGGAGAAGGCGUGCGUUUGAGCAUGGUUUAGACGGAUAUGCAAGCAAUGCAGUUUGCAUGCCCAGAAUUAGCGCCAGCGUCGAUAGUCAUUUUGCGAUUGGCGAUGACAGGGAAGAGACAGCAUCAGCAUCAGCAACAUGUCCAAAGGCGUCACCAGCCACAACUUCAACUAGGGAAGAGGAGCUUGGCAAGCUGAUAUGCAUGAUCGACGCAUCUAUAAAGGCCAUCGACGAUAAGAGCGUCACGAUGCGGACGGCCAUGUUUCGAGCCGCGCCGGACCCUCGUCUUGUGGGCGUCAACAUUGAUCCCCAGGAUCCGCUGGACUUCAUCGUCAACUCAUGGCGUCACCUGGGUGGCGAUAUCGCAUUUGGACUGCCGGGACUGGAGCCCGGAGACGAACCGGGUUCACGCGGGAGAACAGCCGAUGCAGUACGUCGUGCGCAGCCGGCGUGGAAUAUGGGUGCCGGGCUUGUACUACCAGGGAAGAAGCGAGAUUCGCCGUAUGAGAUAUUGGUGACGUUGGAUGAGGAGUCUAUGGGGCGGCUGCUAGCGAACAGGGAGUGGAUGAAGUGGGUGAGCGAGACGAUUGAGUGA